Molecule: messenger RNA, 174 nt
Organism: Plenodomus lingam JN3
Lineage: Eukaryota; Fungi; Ascomycota; Dothideomycetes; Pleosporales; Leptosphaeriaceae
Source: RefSeq, a predicted model, not a curated record
AUGUGUUAUACGUUUUUUUGUACUGCAUUUCAGCGAUCGGUCGUUUUGGACAAAAGGGUCCCUCGCUUGACCUUUGAAGGAUUGGGUGUUUGGCGUAUCUACUACCGCUUUGUAGACUGCUUGGCAACCAUUAGAGAUAUAUCCAGGAUUAGCAGGCUCACAGGCCUAGAGUGA